AGUGACAACUAGUUGUGUCGUGUUCGUGGCUCCCUGAUUUCGCAGGAGCAAGAAUUAGUUGCUAAUAUUCUUUCUUUCAUCAAUUCUGCAAUUACAUUCGAACAAUUCUGAAGAUAAUUUGGUGGGUAUAGUUCGGAAACUAAUAUUCCCUCGUUUACUAAUUUUCACAAUCGUGAGGGUGUGAAACUUUUGGGUUUGGCCGUCGCGUGAUGAAAAACUCAAUCGGUCGUGUAUGUUGACAUUCUGCUGCCAUUAGCUCGAGUGUACAAUAUUUAUAGUGAUCAAUAAAGGAAUUUGGUAAAUAUUCAAUCGCUUGUGUGUUACGAUCGGGUGAAGGAAUUUUUCCACCGAUUAGUUGGCGCGAUGGUGCUGGCUGUUUAGCCAUCCUCCUCGUAGUUUCAAGAAUAAUCUAUAGGAGUAGAAUGAUGAACUAGGGAUUGGAUUACCUUGAAAUAUAAGUUGGCUAAUAGAAGAAGACGGACAUUGGUGCUAAAUUGUGAAAAAUAAUACCAGAAAUCGAGUGAGAGAAAGGCAAAAAAAGUGGCACAGUGUAAUCGAAAAAAAGCAAAGAGACGACAAGUAGUGAAACAGUGAUGAUAAGGCUUACCGAAGCGAGCUAUUAGCGUUCAUCUAUUGGCCAGAGAAGUGGGGGUUCCCAUAGCGAGAUGGGAGUCUGUUUGUGCAAGGAUAAGGUGGAGGAAGGCUAUCUGAAUGAAAACAGUCGUGAUUCGUAUACCGCAAGUGGGCACGAUGGUGAUAAUGGCAGAGUGGGGCUGGCCGGUAGUCAUCUUGGGACUCAAUCCUUUGGCCGCUUGGCUUCAAUGAUGGAUACGGUGGACGAGCUGGUAAAGGAAACGCUGGAAAUAAUUGGAUCUAUUGUUGACAAUGAACCCGAACCGCCCAAUUCGAUGAUUAUGCUGCACGACAUCACCGACAAACCGUCAGGUUGGAUCCAGUUGGUGAAAUCACUGAUCCGAGUAGUCCCAUUGGAGCACCCGAUGGGUCCGAGCGUUAUCACACUGCUAUUAGACGACAGUCCGCUACCAACAAAAGAUUCCGUACUUGAGGUAGCUGAUAUGAUAACCCACUCAAUCCGGCGUACACCGAAGCGAGAGCGAAACCUUUGCGUUGUAUUAGGCUGUUUGGCAGAGAAACUUGCCGGCCCAAGUAGCAUAGCAGUGCUUUCCGAUAUAACGCUUGGCUAUCUGCUGGGGAAUUUGGACGAAGGCAUUCAUCCGGAUGUGAUGCUGUUCUCACUGAUAGCAUUGGAGAAAUUUGCACAGACAAGCGAAAACAAGGUCACCAUCAAGCGCAAACUGGCUCUCUACCCGGAAAACCCUUUGACACGGCUCGAAAGACACACCGAGAGUAAAAUUUUCAUCCUUAGACAAGUUGGAUUCUGUGCCCGGUGGUGCCUGGACAAUUAUUUCCUUAUCGACGGUCGCAAGUACUCGUACGAAGUGACGGACAUGAGCAACGUGAAUGUCAUGUUGAACACGCGGGACGUGAGCGAGUACCUGAAGAUUUCACCGGACGGUCUGGAGGCACGCUGCGAUGCGUACUCGUUCGAGAGCGUACGCUGUACGUUCCAGGUAAACACCGGCUGUUGGUAUUACGAGGUGCUGAUUAUUACCCCCGGGGUAAUGCAGAUCGGCUGGGCCACCAAGGAUUCCAAUUUUCUGAGCCACGAGGGUUACGGUAUAGGUGAUGAUGCGUACUCGAUAGCGUUCGACGGUUGCCGGAAGCUAAUCUGGCACAAUGCCCGUUCGAUGCCGCACGAUCUGCACAUAUGGAAAGGUGGGUCAAUUUUGGGCUGUCUGCUCGAUCUGGACGCACGGGAGGUGAUAUUCAGUUUGGAUGGCAUCGAGGGUGGGGUGCUAAAACAGGUGUUCGGCAGUGCGAGAGAUGGUUUCUUUGCGGCGGCUUCAUUCAUGUCGUUCCAGCAGUGUAGGUUCAAUUUUGGUUCGACGCCGUUUGUGUAUCCGCCAAAAAAUAGACAGUACCUAAGCUUCAAUGAUCACGCACAGAUGAAGGAUCCAGAUAAAAUCGUUCUUCCGCGACACCUUUUCCUGGAGCAACUGCGAAAGCUGAGCGUUCGCGACGAUUCCUGUACACUCUGUUUUGACAUGAAAGCAUCGAUUCGGAUAGAACCCUGUAAACAUCGUGGCUUUUGCACGAAUUGCGCCGCUCAGCUUCAGUUUUGUCCCAUGUGCCGAGCUGAAAUAAUCAGUACCGUACAGGAAGUGACACUAGACAGCCCCGUAUCGGAAGAUGUUGCGAUGCCGACUUGAUAGCGACCGGUAGAGAACCGGGUAUGAAAGGGUUUCGAGUGUACGUAUAUUUGCGCGAAUAAAGCAUGGCGCACAAAUUAUUUUGGAAUUUCAAGAAAAAUUGAUUAAAGAACACAGAGAAAACGUUUGUGAUAAUAUUAAUAUUUAACAAUAGCUAUUUCUUGUUUUAGUCAUGCUGUUGCAGAAACAAACCUAAAUAAAUCUGAGCUAAAAGUUUGCCAUUUAGUUAUCCGGGGUUUGGUAUAGAAUAUUCUGAACCAAUGAUCGACACGUACUUAAACUUAUGGCAAAUGUAAUAUUACAACCGAGCGAGGAUCCCGUAAAUUUCCAUUUGAGAAAUGCGUCUUCCUAAUCCGAAGAGAAGGUCGUCGUUGUAAUAUUUUCAGUGGGUCAAAUUGCAGAAUAAUUCAAUCUGUUAAAAUGUUGUUACUCGUUUUUUGCUUCUUGACGACAGUCGCAUGGUUAGCGUUUAAAAAUAAUAUUCGAAUGUUAAUCUUCAAGCCAUUCGUUCUUUUAAGGUAGAUUUAAAAAAAAGAAAACCUCAUAAGUUUAAUCACCUACCUAGAACUUAUAUUCAACAUUGAAAAUGGUCAUACCAUGUAUUUCGUUUUGCUGACAUCCGAGACUCAGUUACAGCUAGCAUUUUGUCAAAUGAUAUCACAAUUCAAACCUGUCUUCUACACAAGAAACCGAUACAUACAUCGCAAAUUGAUAGAAAUGGAACAACUGCACGGAAACGAAAUGACUGAUAUAUUUUUGUACGACCUGUUAACAAGCACAAAUAAUAGAACAGAUCAGCUAGGCUCUAGCUAGGCCAGAAGAGAGCAGCACAUUGUGGUUGAACGAGUAGUUUGCAAGAAUUGAGUAAUAACAUAGUGAUUGACUAUAUUUGAAAUUAAUAGAAUACAUAUAUGAAGUAUCGUGUACCGAA
Messenger RNA from Topomyia yanbarensis, 3222 nucleotides. RefSeq names its product RING finger and SPRY domain-containing protein 1-like. Gene Ontology annotation, molecular function: ubiquitin-protein transferase activity; protein binding. The coding region runs from base 666 to 2291 and encodes 541 amino acids. Gene Ontology annotation, cellular component: cytoplasm. NCBI's taxonomy places the organism in Eukaryota, Metazoa, Arthropoda, Insecta, Diptera, Culicidae. The record is from RefSeq and is a predicted model, not a curated record. The transcript has 7 exons.